Messenger RNA from Pocillopora meandrina, 6408 nucleotides. The record is from the annotation of a GenBank genome assembly. Lineage: Eukaryota; Metazoa; Cnidaria; Anthozoa; Scleractinia; Pocilloporidae.
AUGGGGUACGCUAAAAGAUCCGAGAACAAAAAGAGAAACAUGGUUAUCGAUCACGAAGAAGCUAAAAUGUGGAUGUCAUAUCUGAAUCUUUCCCGAUUCAAUCAAGCUUCUGAAGGUGAAGAGUCACACGAGCCGACUUCAUCCGAUGAACAAAUGGAUAUUGACCCACCAACAGCACAAGAUACACCAAAUCAAGAUGACAAGGAUUUGGUCUGCCCGCAUAAUAGCGGACUAAAAUUUCCCUUGAAAGGAUCACACAUUCUUUUGUUUUCGAUCCUUCUGAUUUUCUUUGACAAGAAGAAAAAGAAGGCAAAUUCUACCAGAUCGAAUGAAGACGAACCAAAGAUUGGGGCGAACAAGGUCUCUGAUUUCCUACUCUUAUGGAUUAUUCCUUAUUUGCUUAGUUAUACCCAUAAGAAAGUACGAGAGAUCGUGAAGCACCAUAAAGAUCACAACCGUCGCGAGUUUCGGUCAACUUGCAAAAAGUCCAGUUUUGAUGUCAUCAAGGAAGCAAUGUCUACUUGUGGAUUUCCAGCUGAACUUAAAACAACCAUUGUAUCGAAAUACAAAGAUUUUUAUGGAACGGAACAACUAGAAUAUGAGUACGAUUUGCUGAAAAGUCCCGAAAACACGCCAGUGAUUUUAGUGCCAAAGCUUUACAAGGUCACGCAAAUGCCAGCAAAUCUUGACGAUAUUGGAAACAAAUGGCGUGAGCUUGGAGAUAUAACACUAACUAAACUUUUUGUUUGUAAGUUUAUCAAAAGCAGGGAAAUUCAAAGAGAUGUCUUCUAUUCGUUGCCACUCUUGACAAGUCGACAGGGUGUCGAUUAUGCGAUUAUCCUGCCUAAUGAGGAUACAUUCCAUAAAGUAAUAGAUGAUCUGUCAGAAGGAAGUCAUGAUUACUUUAUCCCUCCGAAAGUUUAUCCCAAAGGAGGCUGUGAGAUCAUCGUGCCAAGUGUUGGGUUGGUUACCACAAGGGAGAAACAUCUAAGUGUUUGCUUUUCCUACAUUCAAGGUAAGCUCGCAGUUUUUCGUUGCAAACUUUUUACUUUUUUUUUUUUUAAAAGAAAAUUGCCCUCACAUUAAUCUCACAUUUGACAGCUAGACUAGCAACACCUGGGCGUCAACUCGUGUGUCACGUGUUGAUUGCCUGAUGUGAGAUUAAACGAAUAAGGAUAUUGACCAUACUCUAUAAAAUCAGAAGUUUCAGUUGGUGUUUAUUUUUCACCUUAUUGUGUUACUUCAAUUCUCUAACUUUUCAUCCCAAUGGUGACUUUCCAUAAAAGCUUACAGGAGGUGAGUAAGUUGUAAUGAUUUUACGUGUAAAAUGUUCAUAUUUCCAAAAAUUUAUCAUUGUAAAUUGACCAUAUUUCAUUCCCCAUACUAUUCCUUAUAACUUGUUUAAAUCCUCAAUGGUUCCUCACGCAACUUAACACCGAGUUACACAACACAUGGCACCUUCAUGAAUUAAUUGUUUUCUUUUUCUCGAAAUGUGAGCUCAGGAUGCCUGUGGUCAUUCAGCCUUCUCAAAAUUGUGUUACUGAGUAGGCAAAUUUUAUUAAAGAGUAAGCUGGGUUGGUAUGAAGGGUGCCACCCCCCCCCCUCCCUCUCCAGCUCCUUCCUCUUGAUGUUUUUUAAAUAUGCAUCAAGGGGAUGCAUUGUGGUGCAUUCUGAGGUUUUUGGAGGGAAAGCAUUUUUUUCAUCAACUCACAACAUAAACACCACAAAUAUUUAUGGAAAUGACCAGAGGAUAUGCAGAAAAUGAGUGGAGUGUUGUUAAUAUUGCAGAAAUGUUUUGUGAAGUUUGGGCUAUAAUAAAAAAAAAAAUUAACAUCAUCAGUAGUCUUUUAAUUUAUUUUGCAUCUUCAUUUCAAAGUGAGGUAUUCUUUUUUUUAUGAAAUUCUGACUCUCCACCCUUUCAAGGCUCAUGCUGAAAAUUGCAUCUGAGCCUCCUGUUAUUUGGUUCAACACAGGUCAUGAAUUCUAGGGUAAGAGCUAGUUGUUUUAACAACAGGGAAUCUGAUAAUGAAAUUUGUUGUAUUACAAAUUUUAUUAGAUUCCUCCAUGGGAGAGAAGAACCCUCUAAAUUUUCCUUGCUCCUAAUGUGUGGCUUUGUAGCCCAGUUAGUAAUGGCACCCAAUAGUAUCUGGGAAGCACAGGUUUGAAUCCUAUCAAUCCUUAAAUUAUUUUCAGGCUUCUUUCUGCAAUUGCUGAAAUUCCAGCUCAUGCACCUGCAAGGAUCAUUGCUCUAUUUGAUUUUCAAUCUGCAGGUCAGAUGAAAUAUAUUUUUGAAUCAGUACAAAUUGAUGGUCUAUGCUUGAUUGCUUGUAGGAAAAGGGGGAGAGAAAGUGGCUGCCUUGUUCAGGGCCAUCGGUGCUCAUUAUCAGGAUCACUUUUCUUUGGUAAUCUUGCCUGGGUUGUGCAAAAAUGAGCGGGACCCUGACUGCAAGGUCGGUGUGAGUGGUAUCAGGGAGGUCACUUUUGAAGGCAAUUAUCCUAAGCUGAUCAAGAAAACUUCUUUUUCGGCCAGUCAGGGUAAAUUCUGUCUGGCAGAGUUUCCAGUAACAUACAAGUUAUGGGAACAAGAGGUCAGGAAGAAUGAUUCAGUAAUGAAACUGGUGACAGCAACAAGAAACAGUUUGCGAGUGGACCCCAAGUAUGAACGGAAUGCACCUCUUGUUGUUGAAUACAGCAAGAAAUGCCAUGAACAGAAGCUGAGGAGAGUGCCAUUUGGAGCAACUACUGCAACCAAUGACAAACUUGUAAGAAACUACAUGUUAAGAGCAGUAAAUCUAGAUGGAUGUUUACUUAGCAACAUUGAGAAAAGUGGACAUAGAGGUAACAUCGCAGUUGUCCUUUACAUAGAAGAUAUCUGUGGAAAUUUUGGCAGUUGUUUGCCAAAUUUGUCAGAAGCCAUGGAAGUCAUAAUAGCAAAUUUUGUUAGGGAAAUUGUUUCUGCUGGCCUUCCUAAAGGUGAGAGCUAUUUUUUCGUAUAAUUUCUUCCGUGAAUCAGUUAGGCUUUUCCUAUUAUAUAUAUAGAUAUGUAUGUAUGUAUAUAUGUAUGUAUAUAUGUAUGUAUAUAUGUAUGUAUGUAUGUAUAUAUGUAUGUAUGUAUGUCUGUCUGUCUAUCUGUCUGUCUGUCUGUCUGUCUGUAUGUGUGUAUGUAUGUUUAUAUAUAACGUAUACUUGCAUUCAGUAAAGAGUGAUUGGAUGGUUCAAGUCUUUUAAAUUUUAGUACUAAUUAACAUGAGCACCCUUCAUUUAACAAAGCUGUUGAAAAACUAACAUUGAAAAAUGUAAAAUCAGGGUUAAUCCUAGAUACUAAGGAAAAGCUUUUGAUUCUGAUCAAUUUGCAUUCUAUCCUUCUAAAUCAGAUGACAAAGACAGGGAUGAGAUUGAAAGUGGUUCUUAGGAGGAGGAGGAUGAUGAAGAAAGUUCUGAAGAUGAACCAUCAGCCUCUGGACCCAAUCCAGCUGGUUGGUAGAAUGCCAAAUGUUAUUAAUAUCAUUAUUAAUGAUAAUAAAAUUAAUAAUAUCAUUAUUACUGUCAUGACAUCUUCCCUAGCCAUAGCUUUGUUGAUAUGACUUGGGUGUCUGUCAUUAUAAUUACUAAUAAUUACUAUUUUAUAAUCACAAUAAUUAGAAAUCAUUCUAGCUAAGUUGUUAUUAGUAUUUAUAUUAUAAUUAUUGUUAUUAUUCUUAUUAAUUUUAUCAUGAUCACUGUGUUUGACUUCAGAUGAACACAGCAGUCAUCAGAGAAGCAAAAGGCUGCAACACUGUCAAAUUACAUCAAACACUAUUUUGAUUACAUAUCAGCCAAGAAAAUUUUGAGAUUAACUUGCAUCUGUAAAUGGCAUAUGAGUAAGACUGACAUAGAGCUAGAUUUGAAUAUUGUAGGCUCCUUGCAUACUGGGAACAUUGUCAUCCUUCUACUCCAGUUAUUUUAUAUCUGGAUUUGGUCAGGGUAGUUAAAGGGUUGCAAAUGAGAUCCUGUUGCAGGGGAACUUUGUUAGUUACCUAGAAGGGUUUCACUGCUUCAGUUUGUUGAGAAAGUUAAAGCUUAGCAGAUGGUUAACAUUAGUUGUAAAAUAUGAUAUCCUCGACAGUCUUUCUUUUCUCAUUGGAAACAUCAGUCUACUUCCAAGACCUAGAGAGAAAACCCUGAGGUAGAACUCGGGUCAACUCCUUGGCAUAGCUACAGUGUAUUGAUAACACAUUCAUUGUUCCUGGGUUGUCUUUGUAAUGUAACUUGUACCUAUUUCUCCACAAGUCAGAGGUCUAAGAGUCCAUGAAGCAACUCAUGUAAGUCUAAAGAGUCAAAAAUAGCUUAAUAUGUAUUUUUAUUUCAUUAAAAUUUUCAUGCAGUGUUUUGACUUUAAAACAUAGUAUUACUAAUUUCCAAGUAUGUUCAUUGCGACUCGCAGGUGAUGACCAGGAGUUUGCCGACUUUUAUGCAAGUCAGCAGCCAUCUACAAGUGGAUCUGGCAGACCACAGUGUAAGACUAAUAAUCAGUCUGGGUUCAUGAUUAUCGCAUCUAUAAAAUAUUCAAGAUUUACUGACGUGCACUCUCAUUGGUUGAUCGAUUGGUGUGUUUAGUUGAAAGUUUGUAAGAAAAUUUCUAGUGCAAAUAUUAGGGCAAUGGAGAAAAAUUUGCCGCUUUUUAAUUUGAGUUUGGGAACCUCUUUUCCCCUUCCUGAGCCCGAGAAACCUCAAGCAAAGAAGUAAAUUUCAUAAAAUGAAAUUUUCUCUGGGACAUCCACAGCGUAAAAAGCUAUUUUCACAUUGGCUAUGAUAUUUGUUAACUUUUUAAAUUCAAAUUAGAAUAGCAAAAGUAACUAACCAGCAAAACUUCCCAAGGUACGAUGAGCGAUUCAACUUCUCAACCACGUCUCGGGCAGCCAAAUCGGGCGACGUUUUCUCACUUUCAAAAGCGAUUAAUCACAGUGACAUUCAUCUUCAGGUUAAAUAAACUCCUCCUCUUGAAGUUCUUUCCUGAAAGAAUCUUAUAUUUUUUAAGCAUCCCGGUAUUUUUGUGUCAAAUUUACGAGGAUUCAAGCUGACAUCGUUUCAUUCACACAGUGAAGGCGCCUGCUACAAAUUUCAACUUGGCUUUGAUUUGUAUAGCGCGAAAUUUGAUUAGUUUAUGUGUUAUCAGAUGCGCAACUUGAUCGGCUAGUAGGAAAUACCAUCGUCCAGUGUGUGUAUUAAGGAAAUGUAUAUCAGUCAUGAAGGAAAUGACAUUUUCCUUCGUUUGUCAUGUGAAAUAUAUUUUAUAAAAGCAAUCCUCGACUGGGUCUCGGGUUUGCAUAACUUUCGUAGCUCCUGCCCAUCCCCUCGUGUUUAGACGAGGCUAUGUAAACAUGAAAAAAGUUCUCUAUUGCUUUUUAUAAUUUAAACCGACUAACUGGCCAGUAUCCUUACUUUGUUUUCUUUCCACUUAUAUUUUUGCCUGAUACUGGAGUGUUUCCAAAACAACAGCUUUAUAACGAUCGUUACAACUUGAUAUUGAACUUAUAUUUAACCUAUGACGUGACCACAAAUAGUGCUGUAUGCUUUUGUCAUGGCUUAAUGGCGACUGAGAAAUUAUCUGAAAUUGUUUUACUUGGUUCUCUGUCUUAAGUCCGCUAAUGAUUGCUCUUUAUUUAUGCUUCUCAUUAACAAUUAAUUUGUCUUUGUAGUCAAACAAGGUACACCCAGUGACUAUGAACUGGAACGUCUUGCCUCAGGGCUUGGUGAUGCUUGGAAAAAGCUUGGGCGCCGCUUGAAAAUCCAAGAUCCAAAGCUUGAUGAUCUGAACAAAUUAAACGAGGAUCUCUCCGAAAAGGGAUAUAAAAUGCUCAGGCAUUGGAAGGAGGUAAACGGUUCAGCCGCAACUUACGAGAUUUUGGGUCAUGCCUUAUUGCAUGGGCUUGUGAAUCGGCGAGAUUUAGCGGAGGAAUUUUGCUAUGAGAAACAAUAAACGAAAAAAGGGGCCCCUAACGUUACUAACAGAUUGUAUAUUUUGUAUGUACUAAUUUUAAUCUUAAUUUAAUCUUAAUUUUGUGAGUAUCUUAUUUUGAAGAAAAAAUUUUCAGCAGAAGAUUACCCCAGAGUCAAAUAAUUUCUUACUUCCGGAAGUGAUCAGCUGACUUGUGAAAUAAGUGUAUCGCUGCUUUAAUAUAACUUUUAGAUGCUCGUGGAACUACAAAAUUAUUUGUGUCAGGGCUGUGUUCGAUGAAGUAGUACUAUUUUUUAGUGGCAAAUUUUUUCCAACACCCUGACAGCUUGGUUUACACGUCCACUAAAACAGGAAAAGUUUUUUGCGACUGCUAUAGAGAGGUAUCAUCUUGCAAUAGUAUUUUUUAAAAAGUGAACGUUACAUAAGGUUUCACUCUAAAAUAGUUUAUGAAUAGUUAUACAGAUCUGUUU